AUGGCACCCCCGGCCGGUGACCCCCCGAACGGAAAGAAACUCCGUAAGGCUUUCACCUUCGGUUCUCGCUCUGAGAAGAGAGAGGCUCAAGGUUCAAUGAAGCAUCAUGGCAAGAAAUCCAUCAGCAAGAUGGAUAUCGGUUACCCCCAGCUGCAGCCAACUCUGGCCCAUGAUGCCAUUGGCAUCUUGAACACCGACGCGUUUGAACGAACUGUUGCCCAUCCCCAGGACAGUAAGGGUAAAGGAAAACAGAAAGCCGGUGAUCACAACGGCUCGGGCAAGAUGUACUUGAAUCGUAAUGUCAACAUUGAAGGCAACGUUGCCGAAGCCGUGGAUGAGCUUUCGCCUCUCCCUAUGGCCGGCCAGAAUCGCCAUACGAUGAAGUCACGAUACAGCUAUGGAUCUGGCACUGAGCCUGACAAGGUAAGCAUCGCCCGUGCCAACUCGACUUCCAGGACAUCGGAGUCUGCCAAAAUUGGCUCUCAUGGCAUCGAACUUGCCCGUUCCACCACCACCUCGUUCUCGCCCGUCACGGCUCAUGCGGAGCCUUCUAUUAAGACGCCGGGUCCUUCGGCUUACUACGAGGCCGAGGAGAUCAAUCGAAAGGUCAGUGCCAUGCUGGCUGCCACGGCCGCUCUGGAGGGAAGAUCCCCCUUGAAUGAGCCUACGCCUUCGAAGAUGUCAGUCAUGAAGAAUAAAGUGAUGGCCAAGAUGUCCAGCAUCUGGAGCCGAAUCCAUGACAAGAAACCCCAGAAGGAAGCCGAGGAUGAGAAGGCUAAGCUGGUGGCUCCUGUUCUUCGUCAGACUCGCCAUAUUUCCUCGCCAGUCAAGGAUACUGGGGCUCGCACCGUCGCUGCUGGAAGCACUGGCGGCCACAAGGCGGAGACCGUUACGCCGUCUUACCGAAUCGCUCGAAAGCCGGUUCCUUCCGGUUCGCGUGUCAGUCUACCUGCCGGAAACCCCGGACAGGGUAGCCCCACCGCCAACCCUUUUGCCGACCAGGAAGUUAGUGCUUCGGCCACCGGUAGUGAUCCGAUGGCAUCGACUGUCAGACAGCGUGGAGUUUCCCAGUUUGGUCAUGAAGUCGUCAACCCUUUCAACACUGAGGGAGAUUUCCAUUUUCAUAUGAAUGACCUUUUGGCCACUAGCCCCAUUGCCGCGUCCACCCCACGAGGUUCGCGUCAGCAGAAGGCAAUUGCUGGCGCCGGCCUUGGCCAAGAGGGACAGCAAGUUGCUUACAGUCCCGGACCUGACAGCUCCGGCGCCGCCCAUGCCUCUGCCUCUGCCGAUGACGAGGAUGGCAAUCUCAGCGACUGUAGUGGCCAGACCGUCAUUGUCCGAAAGGAAUAUCACAAGGAGUUCUCCGACCUGAACCGACAUAUCAACAACCCCUCGGAAGAGCGCGAGGGCCUGGAAGAUGUCCAGAGCGACACCGUCGCCAAGGUGAAGAAACAUCCUUCUCCCAGCAAGGAAGAGCUCGAGGAACUUGAGGAGCAAUUCCAGAUACUCGCUCCCACUGUGUACAACCCCCACGCCACAGAUGAUGAGUUGGCCAGCAUCGCGGUUGAAAUCGCCAGGGCAAUCCCUGUCGUUGCGCGCCAUGUACCCCAGCGUCCGGCCGAGGCUUCCGCCAAUGGAAGUGCCUCCGGAUCGGGCCGGGUUGACGCUCAGCCAGCCCCUGCAGUCAGGACCGUGACCGUUCUUCCUCCUACUGCCUGGGUUCCUCGAGGUCGCCUUUCUAGGCGGACCCGUCGCCUGGGAGAGCCCAGUGGUUCUCAGCCCACGACUGAAAACAGCAACACCAACAACGGAAAUCAUUGGAGUGGCCUGCAGUAA
Messenger RNA from Scedosporium apiospermum, 1836 nucleotides. RefSeq lists its product as uncharacterized. The transcript is spliced from 3 exons. NCBI's taxonomy places the organism in Eukaryota, Fungi, Ascomycota, Sordariomycetes, Microascales, Microascaceae. Bases 1 to 1836 code for a protein of 611 amino acids. The record is from RefSeq and is a predicted model, not a curated record.